This is a messenger RNA of Daldinia caldariorum, 5236 nucleotides long. RefSeq names its product putative death-receptor fusion protein-domain-containing protein. The record is from RefSeq and is a predicted model, not a curated record. NCBI's taxonomy places the organism in Eukaryota, Fungi, Ascomycota, Sordariomycetes, Xylariales, Hypoxylaceae. Gene Ontology annotation, biological process: tRNA methylation. The transcript is spliced from 9 exons. The coding region runs from base 246 to 5117 and encodes 1623 amino acids. Gene Ontology annotation, cellular component: cytosol.
CCAGAUCAAUUACGGAUCCGUACUUCAAGGUUGAUUAUUGGGCAACUCGUCAGCUCGUGCGCCACAUAACCUGGUACGUACCUUGAACUUAAACUCAAAAUUUACAAGGGCUUUGAAUUUCUCUAGACCUCAUUAACUGCAUAACAAGAUUUUAUACUCGAUUAUUAUGUUUCCGGUAUAAUACAUCAUCUAGGUACUUCAUAUACCUCCAAACAUGAUAACAAAUAUCAAAAGGAGAAAAGAAGAUGCACAUCGGCCCGUCACUACCACUUAGAUACGAGAUGAAGUCUUCAAUAGCAUCUCAAGUUGGUGAGACUAACUUCAACCCGAAACAUGCUGUAUCUUGGCUUGAAGAACAGCCCGAAGAGCUGCAAUUAUGGCAAGUUAUGUUCGAAGAGCUUCUCAUAUGCGCUGAAAAGCCAAGGCAAUAUUCUGGAAACGCUUGCGUGAAACUACAUGGUUUCGUUGAGCAAUGCUCUAAGUCUUCUAAGCCCGCACUACGAAACUUUGCUUUUGCGGAGGGCACAGCCAUAAGACUUUUCGAUUUUUUCAUGGAAUGGAAUGAAAAAGAUUCUCAUAGAUCCAUGAGGCUUGUUCUGGAUUAUCUUGCAUAUGCGAUAUCUAACAAUCCCAGAUCAGAAGUUGGUACCGCCGUUAAGGCGACCAUAUUGAAUACGACCAUAGCCACUAUUACGCAGCAGGCAUCCCGGCCGUCGGUAAAAUCAGCUAUGGUCGUCUUAGACUGUUUCAUUCAAAAGAAAUUAGUAUAUUUAUCAAGCGUCUUAGAGCUUUAUAAAGAUAUCCACAGUCUACCUCCAGAUGAAGAUGUCUGGGAUGCUUUCGUCACCAGCAUCUUUGCUUGGAUGGAAAUGCAUUACUUAUGCCAUGUAGUUGGAAACCUUCUCGUUACCAUCUUUACUAGCUCGUGGUAUGAGGACAAAGAUGUCAAACAUGAACCCAACACAUGGCAUAGGUUCAUAUAUAGGGGCUUACAGAUAAAUCUUGAUUUUCUCGAGCCAAUUAAAUUUUACGUUUUCGUUCAGCUGUUCAAUGUUGAUAGACCAGGCUCUCUACUGUAUCUUCGCCACCUAUCGUCGCUUCAAAGGCUCACAGCAAAGGAUAGCAAAGGUUGGGAUCUCAAUUCGAUGCUAUGGCUUGCCAUGCUUGAAGCGGGAAAGAAGGUUGGGGUGGUGGAUGAACCCGGCCGCGAACUAGAACAGGGCUCUCAGCCUGGUUUCCAACUUCAAGCAGACGUACUUGAAAGUGUCCUAUGUCACGACUUUCAAGAAGCGCGUACAUCAGCUGUCUCACUUCUCAUAGCAUCUCCAUCUACAACAAAGCCAUACACAGCAGAAGCCCUCGAUUUACUUAAGAAAUAUCUGCCGUCGUUUUACGAGGACCCUGACCCGAAAAUGCGUUAUGAUGUCCUCGGUCAUUCGAGAAAUAUGAUUAAACGCAUUCAAAAUACUAUCGAGUCGUUACGGCGAGAAGCUGACCGGCUCUCAAAGAAGAUGAACAAGGUAAAAUCUGGCAAGCCUAAACCUAGGCUGUCUACGGAGGCAAUCAACGAAGGUCAGCUAGACCAGCGUCAAGACGGUGCAGUUAUGAGACUAAAUGCCGCAUUACGCCAGCAUGAGGACUUUGUUUCCUGGUAUGUGGGCUUUCUCAAGAAUGAAUUGGCUCCUACCACAUCCUAUCAACGACAUAUAACGGCCCUGAAGGCCAUGGCAUUCAUAAUCAAGCCAGUUUCGUCCCAUGGGAGCGGCAUACUUACUCCUUCUGAAUUGAGUACCUUGCUCAUUGAUCCAACAUGGUUCCGCUCUAUCCUGGAUCUCAUUAUGGACCCAUUCGAUGAUGUGCGAGAGACUGCUGCCUCCUUAGUGAUGGCUCUUUCGCCCGAAACUGGACACCCAAACCUGCAGAGGCAAAUGAACAAACUGGGGAAAACUCCUAUGGAAGAGUUGAGGUCUUUUUGCAACAAGGCGGACGAGCUUGCUCGGCGAACUGCCCGUGCCGACCACUCCGAUGGUGCCGCUCGCUCGUUUGAGCUUCUCUGUCGCUGGAGUACGAGCUCGGAAGAACGGAUGCAAAUUCCCCUUGAGGUUCUCUCGAGCCUGGAAACUAAACUCUCUGCCGCCGAACAAGACCUCGCCAAUGCGGUAUUACAGGCACCAGUACAUGGCAGUUUUGCAUCUCUGAGAUAUAUAUGGAACUCAUUCUCGAGUAUGAAAUUCUCUAAGGAGGAUCUAGAGGCCCUAGCUGAAAUACAGGAUCGUGCUGUUAUAUGCUGCCAGAGAAUAUGGCAGACGGUACGACAUGUUCUCUGUGAUGAUUCUCCGGAGGGUCAUUUGCCGGAAGAGCUUGAAGAGGUGGAGGGGCUGGAUACCAAAGACUUGCUUAGUUACAGCUUUCGGGCAAUUCACGAGUCAAGCAAUUUGAUGCGUGCUAUCGCGAGCAACGCCAGCCAUCAGAGCCCGGGGCUCCUAGCCCCUUCAAGGGCCAACUUCGAGACAAUCGGAAUGCUCACGUUUGAUGAACUAUCAAAUUUGCGACAUAGAGGAGCAUUCACAACAGUAUCCCAAACGUUUACUAGCUGUUGUCAGCUCGUGAAAUGGUUCCCCCACCCUUCAAGUGACAAGCCCGGUUUCUUGGACCAGUGGUAUGAGGGAGCAUUGGCCUGUAUUCACACCCAAGCCUCGACCACUCGAAGAUCAGCUGGUAUUCCAGCUCUUAUCGUAGGCAUACUUUCUUCUAAUGCGAGUCGCCCAUCUUUUGAAGAGGUAAUUCGUAAUCUACAAGACAUCGGUCGCCGACCUGCGCUCGCGUCGGAGACUGAUGGGUCAAACUUACCGCAAGUACACGCUUUAAACUGUAUCAAGGAUAUAUUUAAGAGCUCAUAUCUGAGCAAAAGAGCAGAACCGUAUCUCACUGACUGCCUUGAAUUGGCAGCAAGCAGUCUCAAGUCUGAAAUAUGGGCGAUUCGGAACUGUGGUCUUUUGCUCCUGAGAAGUCUUAUCGAUUGCCUCUUCGGCACAAGCGAGAGCAAAACAUCAAUCGAAGCAGGAUGGGAUGGGCGGACCGUCAAGAUAUCGUACGCUAAAUUCAAAGCUCUUCCGGCGCUCCUCGUGAACCUCCUGGAGACGGGCCAGCAGUCAAGCGGCGUCCUGAUAGGGACGCAGACAGCAGAGUCUGUUUUUCCGGCGCUAGAUAUCAUACGUCGCGCUGGGCCACCCGAGGAAUUUCGUGACAGGCUUUACAGCAUUAUUUCGUGGUAUUUAGGAAGUCAUAUUUGGCACGUUCGAGAAAUCGCCGCUCGUACAUUAUGCUCCUUUCUCCUCAAGCCUACCUGGCUUGAUUCUAUUGCCGAUCUACUGGCCGGUUCUAAGACCUCCAAUAAGCUACACGGGGUCCUCCUAACAUUGAAGUUCUUGAAUGAGAGGCUUUCUGAAGUGAUGCCUGAGCAGCUUUCAGAUGCCAACAUUCGUAAAAUGUGUACCCUGCUUGAAGAACUAGUUUCAAGAAAUGAAAGUGUUAGCACAUGUCCGGAGACAAGGGCAGUCUACAUUGAAGUUGUCAACUUCAUAACAGGUAGAUUGAACACGACGGAAAAUGCAGAACAAACAGGCCCCGCUGUUGAAUCCCGGAGUAUUUUACCUUCCUGGGUCUUUGAACCCAACAAUCAACCUGGCGGGAGAAUGGUACCCUCAGCGCUGCUAGAUAUCAGACUUGGACAAGCAGCUUUAUUACAAGCUGUACAGCAACCUAGCAGAAAAACAGGCGAUGUAUUGAAGCAGCUUCUAAUAGCAUCUCUGGAAGGAGACGUUAAUGUCGCCUGCUCUAUCCUAGAGACUAUGUCUUCUAUCGAUUCAUUACAGUCUAUCGAGGCGCAAGGAAACCUCAUCAACACAUACAUACAAGUAUGUUUAGAAACUGACGCUCCAGAGCCGCGUACAAUUGCUUUGGAGAACAUGGCAACUCUCAUUGAUAGGGCACUUUGCGAUAAGUCGAUGGGGUUGAACCAUCUUCCCGCCAACGAGGUCAUCACGGAGCUCUGGACAGAUCUUCAUGGAAAACCCAUGAACCCUAGCUUAUCAGAUGCAAUCGUCCGCGUAAGCGGUCCGUUGCUAGCAGCUUUAGUCCUAAGAUCCGAGGAGAUAACCCAGAGCGAACUGGAACCGUGGCUUAGAUCCUGGGGUGCGAUGAUGAGCGAAGCGGGGAUGGCGGAUAGGACUUUCGAUACCCGCAUGGCUGCUGUCAGCGCCAUGAACUCGUUCUCAAACAGCAUCGCCUCCAGAUUUACCUCAACUAAUACCAGCCCUGGUUCGGCACACUUACCAUGGCUCAUAGCACUAUACGACGCUCUCAACGACGACGACGACGAAGUCCGCGCCGCAGCCGCCUCGGCAGCAACACCGCUACUAUCGAACCAGCACCUCGUAUCCGUCGAAGCCGGACGGCGGUUGUUACACUGGCUGUCGGCGCAUUACGGCGACGUCGACGAGUUCAGAGCCCACGUCGUGUGCCGCAUGACCGGAAACAUUCCCUCCCUGUCCUUAUCCUUGCCUGGAUCAUCUCAUCCGACGCUAGAACAAGACCUUGCCGAUUCUACCUCUCCGAUCGCCAAAACCUUACUCCAAGGCUGGACCCCGCCGGAGGCCCAACUCGCGGACGCCAUGCGCUUUGACGACUCGCUGUUCGUCGUCGAGGAGCAGAAUUUAUACGUGGACGAGGUGCGGGAAGCCUACCGGUGGAGCAACAUCUUCUCAUCCCUUCCGCCAUCGUCGUCGUCGUGUUCUUCUUCCGAAGCAGCAGCAACAAUAACAACAGCGGCUCUAUCCCAAUGGUGCCUAUCCGGCCUGGACGCGCUAUCCCGCAUCGCGGUUGCGCAGGGCGUAGACGGCCCGCUGGGCUGGACGUCCAAACCCGAGGUCUUCGCGAUCUGCGCGCGCGUCGUGAUUGGUGGCGUCGCCGCGCUGGCUACUACCGCUGCGGCUGGAGGGGGAGAUGAACGGGUUAGGGUUGGAAAGGCGUUGAGGAGGUUUAGGGAUGAGGGGCGGCGAGCGGAGGUUAGUGGGUUGUUGUUGGAUAUGUGUGGCGUAGGGGAGGUAGAUGCGUGAGGUACUACUACAUAGUAGGUAGUGGUGUUGAAAAGGGGUGGUGAUGUGAUGUAUCUUAGUCCUUCCAUCCUUCCAUCCUGAAGGUAGCACGCAGUUUACGCAUAUAAGAAUCCCGAAAU